Messenger RNA from Ricinus communis (castor bean), 3323 nucleotides. Its product is annotated as scarecrow-like protein 21. Gene Ontology annotation, biological process: regulation of DNA-templated transcription. Gene Ontology annotation, cellular component: nucleus. Lineage: Eukaryota; Viridiplantae; Streptophyta; Magnoliopsida; Malpighiales; Euphorbiaceae. Bases 1481 to 3097 code for a protein of 538 amino acids. The transcript is spliced from 2 exons. The record is from RefSeq and is a predicted model, not a curated record. Gene Ontology annotation, molecular function: sequence-specific DNA binding; DNA-binding transcription factor activity.
UAAAUUUGAUGUUGAAUUUGAUGUCAUGAUCAUAUACUAGUUUGAUUCUGAAUCUUGACAUGUGUUGCUCAAGUAAAGAUUCUUCAUAUGGUUGCUAGUUGCCUCUUGUUUUCCAUUUCUUUCUUUGUUUAUUUUCUGAUUGAUGAAUGUGUGUAUACGUGUUUAGUUCGGUAAGUUGGUGGUGAUUUUUGUAGCUUUUCAGCUAAGUUUUAUGUCCUUCGAGGUAAAAACUGGUUCUUUGGAAGAGGGUUGGUGAUGAAUAUGUGAAAGAUGGAAAUUUUUCUUGUUUUGGUUAAAAGGAAAAGAAAGCUCAUCCCUUGGUUUUAACUUUUUAGGUUGUCUUCAAGUUCCUUUUUUUUUUUUUUUUUUUUUUUUGGAUAAACCUUUUUGUUAUGGCUUUGUACGUUCAUGGGGAUCUCUCUCUGUCUUUCUCAUAUCUAUCUGAAUUUCUUUGAGUCUUUGUUUCUAUGGGGACUUUUCCAAAUUUUAAUUGGAAACUUCCCAUUUCUGAAGUUUUGUUAGGGUGAGAGAAUUUCUUAUUGAUGUCAGGUUAAAGAUUUCAAAUAUUUUACGUUGGAUUUCAGGAACUUCAAGAUUCAAUGUUAGUGUGCCAAUGCUAAACAAGAAUUUUGUUUCUUAACCGGAUUGCUGCAAGUAUAUCCUUAACGAUCUGCAGUUGUGUUUUCAGUAUUAUCUGAAUCAGGAAGAUCCAUAUGGCUUUAAAGACCAUCAUCUUCAUCUCACUUUAAGACCCAGAUAGCUUCACUUCUCUCUGUCUCUCUCUAACUAGUUUAAAAUGAUGCUAGAUGCAAUCAUUGGGCAUAAAAUUAUUUGCAUAUGAUUAGGAAUUUAAUUCUUAAUUGUUCUGCAGCACGUGCACUAUUUCUUUUGUUGUUGAAUGAAUAUAUGAAAUUGAGAUCCAUAAGAACUAAGCAGUUGUUGGAUGAAAUCUUCUUCCUUUAUAUUAUUUUCUAAGGAUAAGGGCCAAGACCAUGCCUAAGGGUCUUAUCCCUGCGCCAGUUACCUUCCUUUUAAAGAAAAAGCUAAUCACCUGAACCAAAAAGACAUUAAUUAGUACCGAGUCAAAUACAUUUAAAUGGUGGUUACAGGAGGGUAUUAAUUUGUUGUAUGUUGAGAGAAACAGUCCUGAAAUGGUGCUGGUAAUCCAUCUAUCCCACAAACAAUUUAACUACCUCCUAAUGUAAACUCAAAUCACCAGCAGCUACUUAGCGCUGUCCAUGGACACUAUUUUACAGAUAGAAUCAGUUCUGCAGUAUUUCAUCUGUGCUAAAGUGGAUAUAAUUUUUCUUUGGAAAAAGCUGAUUGAGACAUGUGCUUCAUGUUUAGAUGAGGUUCACAGGUCAUAAUAACCAAGCUGCCAUUUUGGUCUGAAAAAAUUUCUUCCAGAAAGGUUCCUGGUGUUGCUGUGAACCACUGAUACUCAAGAACUGAGGCAACUGAAAGAAUUAGCUAUUGGUUAAUGCAAACAUCUCAGAAAGGUACAGUUAUGGAUGGGCCUCCUGGGUUCUAUGACCAUCCUGUGCGACCUCGGGAAUCCUAUCACUGGCAUUCCAAUCAGAACCUAGACCAAUAUCCUAUGUCUGAUGAUGGCAGCCAAGAGAUGCACCUUUCAGCCGAGACAUUUGAUCAACACAGCACCCUAGAAUCAUCUUCUGGAACUGGUGGGUAUCCUGUUCAAACUUCGCCAUCUACUGCUAGUUUCUCUCCAAAUGAAAGUGUAAUUUCACAACCAAAUUCUCAGUCAUACAUACUGGACCAGCAUGAUUCUUCUGAGAAUACUAGUGGUUCACCAGACAGAGAGGCUUAUGUUAUUCACAAACUGAGAGAACUAGAAACUGCUAUGCUGGGUCCUGCAGAUGAUCUUGACGUAUAUAACAUAAUGACUCAGGAUGGAUCCAAUCAAAUCACAUCUGAGGAAGAAAAGUGGAAGUUUUUGAUGGAGACUGUAUCAAGAAGAGACUUGAAAGAAGUACUUUAUGCUUGUGCUCAAGCUAUUGACAGUAAUGAUAUGCUUACAGUUGAAUGGCUAAUGACAGAGUUGCGGAAAAUGGUAUCAGUUUCUGGUGAGCCAAUCCAAAGGUUAGGAGCCUACAUGCUGGAAGGUCUUGUUGCAAGGUUGGCAUCUUCAGGAAGUUCUAUCUACAGGGCGCUAAGAUGCAAGGAGCCUGCGAGUGCUGAGCUCCUCUCUUACAUGCAUAUAUUAUAUGAAGUCUGCCCGUACUUCAAAUUUGGGUAUAUGUCAGCAAAUGGAGCAAUUGCUGAAGCAAUGAAAGAUGAAAGUAGAGUUCAUAUAAUUGAUUUUCAAAUUGCACAAGGCAGCCAGUGGAUCACCUUAAUCCAGGCUCUUGCUGCUCGACCUGGGGGGCCGCCACAUGUCCGGCUUACAGGUAUUGAUGAUUCCACAUCAGCUUAUGCUCGUGGAGGAGGACUUGAUAUAGUGGGCCAGAGACUGUCAAGGCUUGCCGAGUCAUGUAAGGUGCCCUUUGAGUUCCAUGCAGCUGGAGUUUCUGGUUCUGAAAUUGAACUCAAGAAUCUUGGGAUUCGACCAGGUGAAGCUCUUGCAAUUAAUUUUGCCUUAAUGCUUCACCACAUGCCUGAUGAAAGCGUGGGCACUCAAAAUCAUCGUGACAGGCUGUUGAGGUUGGUGAAGAGCUUAUCUCCCAAGGUAGUAACUCUUGUUGAGCAAGAAUCAAAUACUAAUACUGCCCCAUUUGUAAACCGUUUCACUGAGACAUUAAACUAUUAUCUGGCUAUCUUUGAAUCAAUUGAUGUUACUCUACCAAGGGGGCACAAGGAACGGAUCAAUGUUGAGCAGCAUUGUCUAGCUCGUGAGGUGGUCAACAUUGUAGCAUGCGAGGGUGCUGAGAGAAUAGAGCGUCAUGAACCUUUAGGUAAGUGGAAGUCACGAUUUGCCAUGGCUGGGUUUACACCCUAUCCGUUAAGCUCUUUUGUGAAUGCUACCAUCAAGGCUCUGCUGCAGAGUUACUCCAAGAAGUAUACUCUUGAAGAGAGAGAUGGAGCAUUAUAUCUUGGCUGGAUGAACCGACCUCUGAUUGCUUCUUGUGCAUGGAGGUAAUAACCCGGAAAACAUUGGGGGCAUGUUUUGUGUGCUUCAAACCCGUAAUUCGAAGCAAGAUCAUUUCAUGUUGUUGUUCGUAGUAAAAUAGCAUAGCGAUGUCACAACACUGGUGGAUUUUCAAGUAAUGAAUUGGCUCCAUUCAAGGACUCUAACUUGUACUGAACCCAAAUAACAUCAAGUAUGUUAAUGUUCCAUAGGCAUUAAGCUAUUAUCUUUCUGUCAA